UAAGUUUAGCGGAUAAAAAUAAAAGUAAAAUGGAAGAAUCAAAGACUCCAAUGCACCCAACUUGGAAGAAGUAUAAGCUUAAUGUAGAAUGCCUUGCCUUUGACCCGUCAAGGGCGAUCGGAGUAUCAGAGGAAGAGAUAGAGCAGAUGUUGUGCUUGUACUGUGGGAACAUUCCAGUGCAUCCAGUAUCCUGCACUACUUGCACUGAAAUCCAGAGUUCUAAUAACAAAAAUAGACCAAUUUCUGGAAAUUUAGAUCAAUUUUCUUACUCUUUGUACUGAAAAUAACCAUUAUUCCAAAAUGCUCGUUGAGGGUGAAGCUUGUUAUGGCUGUAAGAGACCAUUAAGUACCACUAAAAAAGGGCUAUCAAAGCAGCAAAAGAAGAUCAGAGACAAAGUUAGGAUAAAACCCUUGGAAAAGUUCAGUAUCGAUCAAAAAUAUAAGGAAGUAUGCAAAUCAGAAGAAAAUGAUCCCCAAAAAUAUAUUAAACUGAAUCAAAUUCACGAAGAAAAGGACUACGAAGAAAUUAUGAGUGAAAUCCCAGACAACAUAGUCGAAAAGAUUCAAGAGACUCAAGGUAUUACUUUAGACUCAGGCUCAUCUGACUCAGAACAUUCCAUCAAUCCCAAUGGAACUUCUCACAAUAAAAACACCUUCCCUACCAACCUGUCUGGUAAAUUCCUGGCUGUCUUCGCUGUCUUCUUCGUCAUCCUCCCUUGUAUCUGCAUUCUCUUGUACCCCUCCAUGCAGGAGGCCCUAGCAGCCAGGCUAUCUCCCCAGUUCGUUCCUCCAGUAUUACCUACUACUGAGCAUCCAGUUCAGCUCCUUCAGAAGAACACGACUGUAGAAUUUUAAGUCCGAAAAUAACUCAAUGAAUCAAGAUUCUGAAAGAAUAGGACUAAAAACUGAAGAAUCCGAAGGAAGCACUAAUACAAUCCAAACAGUGGUCAUACCUCAAGCUCCGACCAGAGUAAGAAGAGUCCACCUUGAAGUUACAACUAUAAAGAAAGUCUACGUCCCACAGAAGAGGAUCAAUGGACUGAAAGUUGUCAAGUUAAGAAUCCAGAAGAAAAAUCAUGAAAUCGGAACACCUAUUGGGAAGGAACUGGGGAAGAUGGUUGUCCAAGUUUGCACUCAAGCCAAGAGAUAUUGGAACCAAAUUCCGACUUUAAAACAGCUGAUACAUGAGUAUAAUAAGCCUUGGUAUUUCGGUAAAGCAUAUGAAACAACCCAUGAGAUUAUUAGAAAAGCCUAUAUUCUCCUCCAAAACUGAGCAGAGGGGAUCUCAGUCAUGACCAAAGAGUGUGCUACUUUCCAAGAAUACAAAGUUGAGUCCAAAGAGGAGCAGGGGUGGUCUUCAACUGUUUCUUCAGCUCUGUUGAACAUCGCUUUUUGUCACACAAAUCCAACACAAUGAACAUGGUCAAAUUAA
Messenger RNA from Moneuplotes crassus, 1432 nucleotides. The record is from the annotation of a GenBank genome assembly. Lineage: Eukaryota; Ciliophora; Spirotrichea; Euplotida; Euplotidae.